Stegodyphus dumicola is the source of this 8465-nucleotide messenger RNA. RefSeq names its product protein tyrosine phosphatase domain-containing protein 1-like. Gene Ontology annotation, molecular function: protein tyrosine phosphatase activity. Lineage: Eukaryota; Metazoa; Arthropoda; Arachnida; Araneae; Eresidae. The record is from RefSeq and is a predicted model, not a curated record. Gene Ontology annotation, biological process: protein dephosphorylation; cilium assembly.
CAGGAUGAAGUAUGAGCUCCGAUUCAAAGUGUAACUUGCCGGAUUUGAAACCAGUAAAGUUCUCCGGAUCGCAGACAUUAGCUCUAGGUACUUUGCCACCUGUCCAAUAUGGAAUCAUCUCCGAGAAGCUGCGACAGAGUUCUUCGAAGAACUUCCAGUGUACCGUGUUCUGCCCCGGGAAGAAAUGUCGCUACGAGGGCGCUGGUUACUGGCAGAAGGAGGACAUGCCGAUCAUGGGCAUUUUCUCCACAUGGAUCACAGACGAUAUUGUGACGAUGGCUCGACCUUCCACUGAAAUCAUCGAGAAGUACAAAAUCAUCAAACAGUUUCGUGACAUCGGUAUCAAGUCCCUGAUCAACUUACAGCAACGAGGGGAGCACAAUUCUUGUGGUGUGCCGCUCGAUCGAUCGGGGUUCACGUAUGAUCCUCAAGUUUUCAUGGAAAAUAAAAGAAGGAUUACGGAUCAGUGCCAAAAACAGUCUUACUGGACAUGGUUAAAGUAUUGACUUUUGCUUUAACCGAAGGCAAAGUCGCCAUUCACAGCCAUGCGGGUCUUGGCCGAGCAGGGGUCCUCGUGGCUUGUUACUUGGUUUACACGAUGCGAUGCAAACCCACCGAUGCGGUUGCCUAUGUCAGGAGUAAAAGGCCAGGUUCGGUACAGACCAAAAGUCAAGUAGAAAGUGUCCAAGGAUUUGCUCAGUUCGUUGUUCCCAUGUUCAUCGUAUUUGCUAAUGUUAUCACAAGGGAUAAUUACAGAAUGAGUUUGAAUGUCUACUUGAGACGACAAAGGUAUAUGUUGCAUGGAUUUGAAGGAAGACUUCUGAAACACGUGCCUAAGCCCGUAUUCCUGUUUUGUGAGCGUCUGUUGUCUUUGAUGGACGAAACACAGCCCAAGCCGCUCGACAUGGAUGCACUCUUCAAUGAUCCCAACAGAUUCCUUGGCUUUUUUUCUUCCCGCUGCCGGUUGCUGAAAAUCCAAUUUCCAUCUCAGAAACUAGCGGAAAGCACUAAGUGGACUCUGCAAUUGCCCAAGACGGCUUAUAUGAAUGGAAUCUUGGAAGAGCCGAGACACUGCGCUCCACCGUCUCCACCUAAUGGUAUAACGGGCGAUAUGGAACGCGGAGACGAAGAUCGAGCCUUCUGGGACUCCCCAGAUAGUUUGUCAUCUCCCGAAGAAAAUGGAGAGCAUCCAUAUUUCAAUCUCAUUGGUGGCUGUAGGCCACCAGAUGAUGGUAUUUUAGAUUACCAGCUAUCGGAAGAUGAAGAGACGGGGCGAGAACCGGUACUCGAAUACAACAACAAAUCUCUCAGCAAUACGGAGUCUUCCAAAGACAGCGGUGAAAAGGAAGAAACUGCCAAAGGGGUCACCAGCCCCACUGCUCCAAUGAAUGAAGAAGAUAUAAUCCAAGAAGAUUCUCCCAAUAAAGUUGGUAACGAAGAAGAUAUUCUGCAGGAAGAGGAAGGAGAAGGCAACGAAGAAGACGACGAUCCUUUAGAGGAUCUGAAUUCGGAGGAAUGCAAUGCUAUUAUUGAUUCUGUCCUGGAAGAAAGUCCUUCUGAACAAAAUACGCCUUUCAUCAACGGAGUGCAGAACAGAAGAGACAUAUUUGCCAACAAAGCCAACAAAGGCUGCCCAUCCUUAUCUUUCGAGGAAGACUUCAAAAAACCGCUAACAAAUACAAAUAUUAUCGAUGCCUUAUUAGCCGACCACUACACUCUUGACUCGGAAUUUGCUGGAAAACUUAGAAAGUACCAGAGAGCUCUGAAUAACCGUUCAUCAACAUGGGAGAAAGUGGCGAAAGAAACUGAUCCAAUAAUGCUGUCCGGUCUGCUCUGGAGCUGGUUAGAUCAAUUACGGGAGCCAGUUCUAAAUAAGAACGAUUUAUCAAUUAUCGUUAUCCGUGCUGAUAAGCCUAUGGAGAUCUUGCAAAAACUUGAUAAUGGCACACGGUACACAACAGAAUACCUUGUUCGAUUCAUAGCUAAACUGCAGCCCAAAUCUACAGCCAUCAGAACUGAUCUCUUGCGGCGUCUUGUGGCCUCGCUCACACAUCAAGCUCUAGGAAUCCAAGGGACACUCAGGCCCGUUGGAAUGGAGUGGAACAAACUACGACAGGGAACUGCAGGACAAGUCAUGAUAUUCAUAGACAAAUUGUAUGACAUGAUUGUAGGAGACUCUGCUCAAAACAAGUGUAGUUUUUAGAGUUCAGAUCAGUGACUUUCUGGACUCAAAAUACCUUCCAUGCUCAAAUACAUAACAUACAUGUUGCCAGAGCUUUGAACUUAAAAAGCGAAGCAGUCGAAUAUUCAUGCUUUUAAAGUCCAUUUUACAUAAUGCUGAAAAUGAAAGGAUUUCAGAUAUCUUUUUUUAAAGCUUGUUUCUCGUAUAAAAUUUUUCAUUAAGCAUAAUUUUGUCCAAAAUAAUUUUUUUCAAUUUAAUUUAAACAGCGUUUCUCAACAUUUUUGCAGCUGAUGAAUCUUUAAAAUUAUUUCCAGCUCUUAAUUAAUCCCUACAUAAAAUUAUUACAACUGCAUUUGUUUAGUUGUGUCAAAGAUUUAGCAAUCCAAAAAUAAUUUUCAAUGUUAUAUUUAGACAGAACACCUGUAUUUUGUCAGAGGAUAGGAUGCUAAAUUUUCUAAAUUCAAGUGAGUGAUGUCCACACAUAAAACAUCAAUAUGUGUCCUUAAAAAAUUCUCCUGUGUUUUUGUACCUUAUCUGAAUAGUUUCAAAAGCGUUAAGAAAGAUUGUAAUCACAUUUGACUCUUAUGAAGUAAGGAAUGCCCCCUUACAGUAUUUAAAGACUGAAAUCGGUACCACUGAAAACUUCGUUGAAGAAAGUAACAUAAUAAGGCUUAUCUCACCUAUCUGGAAAUAAUUCCUCUUUUCCGUAAUUUUGAAUGCCAUGCGAAAUUUGCUUUAUACAUCCUUUUAACUUGCUUUAAGAAUUUUUAAGUUAUUUUUAUAGAUAGGUUCAUCAAAUUCUUUUUCAUUCACAUUCUUUCAUGCAAAUACUGGACUGAGAAACGCAAAUCUGAAACUAAAUUAUUUCAGAUAUACUGAAUUUCUUUAUAAAUAGAUUCCUAUAUAAAUUACUGAAGCGUUGAGCACAUUACUUUGAAGAAAAAAGCCAUAAUUUUAAAUUGUUUAGAUAGAUUUAAAAUUGAUGAAAAUAUUGCCGUUUACGUUAGCUCCGUUCUAAAUUUUUUACCUCCAACAGAGAACUUUGAAUGAAGCUAAGACCUUGAAAUCAGUCGCUUCGCUUUUUAAUUCAUUACUCUGAUGAUUUGCAUUGAACUGUGAUUCCUUUGUUCCGUUGUUUCAACGAGAGAACUGUGUUUUGAACGGUUCAAAGUGUCCAUCUGGCAGCCAAAUUCCUUUAGCUUCCAUUCCAUCAAAUGACACCAGAAGUGCCUCUUUUUUAUUAUAAAUCUGACUUCCAUUGAAGCUUUUUCUCAUUGUCAUUGUAUAUAUGCAUGUUUGUAUUCAUUACUCAAUGUACAGACAUUUGGUUUUAAACUUUCAAUUGUUAUCAGCCCUGUUGAAGCAUGUGACUGUGUCACUGUCUUCAUUUUGCAUUGUUACACAAAAUCAGCUCAAGGUUUAAAUUUUAAAGGUAACUAUAUUACUUAUAUUUACAAUUCCCAUUCCCAUCAUUUCCAAACAUGCAGUUAUGUUUUCCUGUAUUUAUUUGUUAAUAUUUCUGUAUUGCCCCGGAUAAAAGACGAUGCUUUAUCCUCAGAGUGCCUCUGAAAUUCUCUCUGUAUUUUAGUAAAAUAACAUUCAAAACUAUUUAAGAUAAUUUAGCAUUAAUUAUCUAAUUAUCCAAUCAUUUGUUACGUUAAAAAUACAUUUUCUUAAUUUUAACUUAAAGUGUUGUAUUUAUGAGACCCAACGGACCAAGAUGCAUCUGCAUACAGAUAUCAGUUGAUCAUGUUUCGCUAAGACAAAAUCCUUUACAAUGAUGCCAAGCUUAAAAGUGGUAGAACCUUCAGUACAACCUGCUUUUAAUUUGACAAAAGCUUCCUAAAUGUGCCCGCAACUUUUAUCCUAGACACUGUUAUUACCCAAAUAAGCUUUUAUUAUGCUACUUUAAUUAGUACAGCAGAGGAAAAUCAUAAUUGAACGGCUGCACCCGCGCAAUAUAGUGGCGAAACUUUGAAAAACUAUGAAAAUUAGUUUAUUUAAGCUGAAAUCUGAUCUUUACAGGAAAGAAGCGGCAGCGCACUCUUGUGAAAGUCUCUGUUUGGGUUAAUAAUGGUCAAUUUGUCCAGUGUCAUGCUGUCAAUAGACUAGAGGUACUGGGCUACUUCCCUAAUAUUUAUUACAUUAACACUUUCAAAUUUAUUUUUAAGCAACAUUCAAAAGGAGUAAAAAGAACUCCAUAUUGCCUCUUUUGAAACCGAAUGUCAUUGAGUAUAAUUGGCCUUUGAGCUAACGGGAUGAGCUGGAGCUAUGUCGGCUUUACUCCAAGAAAGUCUAGCUAUUCACGUGUUUCUGUAGCCACCGUAGUCAUGCAGUGAAUUAUUGACUGUAACUUUGUAAGAAAUUUUAUUUUCUCGUUAUCUCUAUAAGAGAAAUUGAUUUAAAAUUUAGUGUUAUUUGUUCUUUUUCAUAAAAGCGCUCUUGUGGCCCAUAGAAGUUCCGAAAUAAAAUGUAUUAAGUAAUAAUUCCAUGUUUAAGCUAUGAUGAGAAAAGCCAUACGAAGAACUAGUCCUACACAAGAUACCAUUACAAAGCAAUGCGCGAACAGCUUCCAAAUACGUUUUAUGAUAAUGUGCUGAUCAGAUCUCAGUAUCAUAAUCCUAUGGUCUUGAGCACUUGACUACCAAGAUUCCUUUGAGAGUAGUAUGUUUGCAAAAGCCACAAAAGCUGGCCUCAUGUUCUUUUUGAGAUAAAAUGUUUUUAAUUUAUUAUUUAUUUUUUGUGGCAUCUACUGAAUUAAAAAAGUUAUUUAUUAUAAUGUGGUAGGUUCGCUUUGAUCUCCUCUCUUUACCAGAUUUUUCAUAAAUUUAUUAAAGCAUAUUAACCAUUACUGUACUUAUUAUCUUCGCAUUCUAGGUAUACUAAACAUUGUUAUGAAGAUCACUCCCUAAGAUGAUCGCUUCUGAAAGUGACCAAUAUUUCUGAGAACUUGAAUAAAUACUAGUAUUGAAUUUUAUCCCUAUAAAAAGAUGAUCACUUCCAUUUUCCGUGAGCGGUCGUCUUAGACAGGAUUAUAAUGAUUCUUCAUAUCUGCUAGUCCCUUUGAUAAAAACCACGGCACGCCAUUGGAAUUUCAUAAACUUUCCCCCGCGCCAUCCUUAUGACGGGAAUCAUUAUGAAGACAUUUUCGUAUAACGGAAUACUUAAUAUAACUCUAUAAACAUGAUAUACGUGAAGUUAUAUUAUAUGCAAACUAAGUGCUUUCCUUUUAAAACCAUCAAAACUUCAUCGUCUUUUUCUUAGGUUAUACCGCCUCAAAUUCGGGCUAAUACAGUAUAUUUAUCAGAAAUUUAAGCUGGAUUUCUCUCUUAAAAUAUUAAAAUUAUUCUUUUUUAGAUUGAUGUAUGCAGCAGGGACUGCUGUUUUAAUUUAUAAUGAAAGUUUUAUUUCUGUUCUUUUUCAUAUGCUUUUUAUUUUGAAUUUCCAAACCCAAAAUAAAAAGCAUUUUAGGUUUCUUCUUUAAGGAUAAUUUUUAUUUUAAGAUACUUUAGAGCAAUAUUUAAUUGAGAUUUCUCAACUAAACGUAAAUGUACGAAUAAUGUGUGCAUUAUUUAGGAAAGAAAAGUUUUAAAAAUAUGCCAUAUAACUUGCGAACAAAUAAAUAAGUACGACAGAAAUUUUCGUUAUGUACUUUAGUCCAAAUUCGCAUUUCUAGUACAACCAUUCCAUGGCUUAAAUAUAAACUUAAUUUUAUCAUUCAAUUUAAAUUUUUAAAUCAUGUAAAUGAGCUUUAAGUUUCAUGGAAUAAAUAUUUCUUUUACGUACAUAUCGAGGUCUUGAAGGUUUGUUUCUUAUAUCAUUUGUUCAUAUCUCUCUCGUUCAGAAUUCUUAAACAGAGAUAAUAAUUCUUCUCGUCUUUUUUUUCUUUAUUUCUAUAUACAUUCCAUUUGAAAACUCAUUACAGAAUGUGAUUUGAAUUAGUUAAAUGGAAGAAAAAGGGUAAUAUAAUGGAUAUUUAUUAUAUUUGAUAACUGAUUAAAUUGAUUUUCAUUGAUAUAAAUUUUUCUCCAUCCAUUAUCGUAGGUACUACCUGACGCUAAUUACUUAUAACUAGAGAUUUCAAUGAAGUCUUCGAAUGACAAGCAGUACUUUUAGUAGUUAGUGAAAUUUUAGUAGUUUGUAGGAGAGAUUUUAUUUAGUGAAAUUUUAGUAGUUUUACCUAUCAGGCAAGUGUAGCUUUAAUCCAAUCGCUUCUUUUAAUAAGUUCAUUCGGUUGAACUAAAACUUUUGAGUUGAUCAUUUCAUCUUUCCUAUUAAGCUUUAAUAAAUUUCCAGGUUGUGGUAAAAUGAUAUUACUCUGUUUCCUGUUAAACUGUGUUGUACUUGAUAGACUUACCCAUCGAUAAUCCGACGAUUUGGUGUGUAAUGUCAGUCAACAGGGCGUUAAGUAAAAGAAAUUUAUAAAAUAUGUUAAACUGGCGACUAUAGAUUUACUAAGUUAGUUAAACUACGGUGCUAAAGUUUUUACCAACAGCGAUAGGUUAGCAACAAAAUGUACUUAGAACGAAAGUGAAAAUAAUUUCUUUGUUUCCUUGUUUUAAGUACUUGUUCUUCAGUGUGCUUCUGCUGUCGUGUAUCUUAGAUUUCGGAAGAAUCAUGCAGUCCUUGUUGGACCAGAUGACUUUGCAAUAUAUUGCCAAUGGUACCUCUGGAUAAUUGCUAGGCAUAUUAUUACUGACACAAGGAACAAAGUGAAUGUGAUAUCUGAGCUUUACUAGGUCGCCGAUGGAAAAAGACGGAGAAUGACCCUCGAUGAGAAAGAUCUCGUUCUGGUCUUUCCUUGCCAUAUGGUUGUUUUCCUUUUUUAGAUUUCUAAUGGGUUGUGAAUAAUUGCCAACUCAUCUUCAUGACAUAUGUCUUGUUGACUGUUCUGUAUUUUAUAUAUGAUUAGAGUAGACAAUUUGUACUCGCCACUAAGCAUGCAGACGGAGACUGCGUCGAGCUAGUGAGGUAGUGGCAUCAUAUACAAAUAUUUGUCAUUUCCAAACCACAAAUGUUUUACGAAUACUUUGGUAUUACGCUAACAUAUAUCUUUUUCUUUUCAUGGAGACACGUAUAUGCAAUUACUAGAGGAAUAAUACAUAAAAUAGUCUAUUUUAUUCUCAAAAAAUAUUUUUGUCCAGCUUCAGUCGAAUUCAAGCAUACAUACUUACUAGCAUGAUUUUUUACUAACUAGAAUUGUCAUACGUCUUUUUAUUCCCAGAAAUUAAAAUAUUCUCACGGUAAAUAUUAAUUAAAAUAUUCCCUGAUAGCAUUAUAUGAACUUUCUAUUAUUUUUCAGCAUAAUCAAAAAGCAAGAAUUCCCGACGAAGGGAAAUGGCAUAAGUAGUUGCAUUUGCGUGUAGAUGAAAAGAAUUAAAUGAAAAAAAAAGUUCAUUUAUGGAGUCCUAUAAAAAGGUCAGCCUCUUACAGUGGAACAAAAAAGUGACACUUAAAUUAAAAGCACUAUAUGAACUAACACUGAAAAUAUUUAUGCCGAUUCCAAUUGAGUGAUUGAUUAAAACUCUUGACAAAAGUUGGAGAAAAAAAUUAGCUAAAACAUUACUAAUGUAUCUUGGUAAGUUGAUAAAAAAUUUCUGAUAUUAUUUCUGGAGCAGUCAUAAAUAUUAUGGUAUAGUUUGUUUUUUUUCUCCUAAAUUAAUUUAUUUUAGGAAAAUAAAUUGCAGAAAACCGAGUUAAGAAAUCAUUGCAUAACUGAGAAACAAUUUCGGGGCUUAAAUGUUUUGUUUUUGAGUAAUUGUGAGUACCUUGUUUGGAUUGUCAUGGAUGUUUUGCAUAUUUACGUCUUGGAAUCCACUAUGCGCUCAGAUAUAUGUAAGCCUUUUGCAACUUUCUUUCCAUUCCGUUCCCUUUCAAAAAUGCGUGAGGAGGUUGGGCAGAGAAUUACUGAGGGGUGACUUUUAGUUAGUGUUAUUCUUACCUGAGUCAUGGAGCGGUUGAGGAUCAUGUGCACGUGUCUGUCAAUACAUUUAGCUUAUUUUCGUUAUUUUCAGUCCCUGUUCUGCAAGUUAUUUAAAAACUAUUAUCUUAUGUUUAUACAUACUUUUUCUAUUAUCUAACUUAAAUGCUAUUUAUUCUCUCCUAAAACAACUACUUCAAAUACUUUUCUUUUCAUCCUAGAAUGUUGCUUAAUGUCUUUAACAACUUCUUACUGCCUACUAUGUUUUAAAGUAUUUCAUUAAAUUUUUUAACCGUUUUCUAAGCUAUGUCUGUUUAAUAUGUCAAUUACAUGCUGUGUAAAUAAAGCAAAAUUUUCCAACUG